Molecule: messenger RNA, 1392 nt
Organism: Sorex araneus (European shrew)
Lineage: Eukaryota; Metazoa; Chordata; Mammalia; Eulipotyphla; Soricidae
Gene: ZSCAN5B
Product: zinc finger and SCAN domain containing 5B
Exons: 4
Coding region: 1-1392 (463 amino acids)
Biological process (GO): regulation of transcription by RNA polymerase II
Molecular function (GO): DNA-binding transcription factor activity, RNA polymerase II-specific; RNA polymerase II cis-regulatory region sequence-specific DNA binding
Source: RefSeq, a predicted model, not a curated record
AUGGCUUCAUCUGAGACACCUUCGGUGGGCACGAGUUCUGCACCACAUUCCCCACCCCCGAUCCUGGAGCCACCCAGCAGCCCAGAGUACUGGCACACCAGCUUCCGGAGCUUCCGGGGCUUCCGACGGCUGAACCAGCAGCAGGACCCAGACCCACUGCAGGACCUGGUGAUGCUGAGACAUCUGUGCUGGUGCUGGCUGCGCCCUGAUCUCCACUCGAAGAUGGAAAUUCUCGACAUGCUGGUGCUGGAGCAGUUCCUCAUCUCACAACCCCUGCACUUGCAGGCGCUGGUGUUGGAGAACGGGGUGAAGAACUGCCAGGAGCUGGAGCAGCUUCUGCAGAACCUCCAGAAACCCCAGAAAUGGAGUAUCGUUACUGUAGACGGAAAGACAUUUCUUGCACGACACUCGGAUGCUGGGAAGGCCCCAGAGGAGGACAGCGUGCGACCUGAACCCCAGGACUCAGUGUGUGAAACACCUCCAGAGACUCCCCUGGGGGUCAGCACAGGAGGACAGGAGCCGCCGCAGACCUGCCAGGAAUCAGGGGGACAGGUGUUCUCAGGAAACAGGCCAAGUUACAAGCAGGAGGCUUUGAUGCCUGAGCUGGAAUCAGGUUUUCUGGACACUGAGAGGAGUCGAGAUGGAGCUUCUGGGAGCACUGAGGGUGCGCACAGGUUGCCAGGCGCAUCCAAAAGAAAAGCUUCCCCAAGCGCAUCAGGGCCACGGCGCUCUCAGCGAGCGAGAUGCCCGCGCGCCGCCAGCCCCUCGGGAUCUCCGCAGCGAAAUGGAGCCUCACCUCGGGGCCGUGUCCCCGCAGCCAGACCAGGGGAGCGCCCCCCACUGGUGUGCGACCACUGCCCCAAAGUCUUCUUCUACAAGUCUCAGCUGGACAUCCACCGGCGCAGCCACACGGGUGAGCGGCCCUUCAGCUGUGCAAGCUGUGGACGUGGCUUCAUGCAGCCGUCGGACCUGCGCGUGCACCAGCGGAUCCACAACAACCAAAGGCCCUACAGCUGCAGUGUCUGCGGGGCCACAUUCACGCACCAGUCCACACUCACCGGCCACAUGCGCAUGCACACCCAGGAGCGGCCCUUCGCCUGCGACCAGUGCGGGCAGCUCUUCAGCCAUCGCGGCAACCUCAACGUGCACCUGCGCACCCACUCAGGCCUCAAACCUUACUCGUGCCCCGUGUGCAGCCGCGACUUCCGCCAGCUGGGCACCUUCAAUCGCCACAAGAAAACGCACCUGUGCCAGGACGCCCCAGAGGGCCCGGAGACCUCCGUUCCUCAGGCCAACCUCUCUGAGCCGCUUGACAGGCCGCCGGCUCCAGGUGCUUCCUCUGCUGCUGCAGAUGACAAAUCCGAGGUUACAGAGGGUGGCCUGAGACCAUAG